Messenger RNA from Theileria orientalis strain Shintoku, 1371 nucleotides. Its product is annotated as cysteine desulfurase. Bases 1 to 1371 code for a protein of 456 amino acids. NCBI's taxonomy places the organism in Eukaryota, Apicomplexa, Aconoidasida, Piroplasmida, Theileriidae. The transcript has 9 exons. The record is from RefSeq and is a predicted model, not a curated record. Gene Ontology annotation, molecular function: pyridoxal phosphate binding; cysteine desulfurase activity.
AUGACUUGUAUUACCAAUUCACUCAAAGUUGAUAACAAAAACAACCUUUUAUUUUUAACUCCUCUUAUAGCCACUAAAGAGGUUUUGAAAACACAUACUGUACAUCAUCCAGUUGAAAAGAUUGACGGUCUGGCUAGAGAUCAGUUCAAGAUUCUAAACAGAAAUGACCACGGUUUGAAGGAUUUAGUGUACCUUAACAACGCAACAACAACACACAAACCCGAAAUAGUUCUUGAAGCUGUGUAUGACUACUACACAACCCACAAUUUCAGUGUGUACAGAGGAUCUGGAACACAUCAUGACCAGAUAUCAACAAGCAUUUACGAAAACGCUCGAAAGAAGAUUGCGGAUUUCGUAAACGCUCUGGAUUCAACUGAGAUUUUAUUCACUUCCGGAGUCACAGAGUCUCUAAAUUUUGUUUCUAACACUUGGGGGUUAAAGUAUCUGAAGAGGGACGAUGUCGUUCUCUUGCCCUUUUCAGAACAUAACAGCAACCUUCUCCCGUGGAGAAACAUAUGCGAGAAGGUCGGAUGUACAAUAGAGCACGUGAAGGUAAGUGUGUGCUUGCUCAAAAAUGGAAAGGUCGACUUGGAAGACCUAAGGCACCUUUUGGAAAGCAGAAAAGCAAAAAUACUCUGCUGCGGACACUCGUCAAACGUAGUGGGAGUGGUUCAGGAUCUUAAGACGAUAACAAAGCUGGCACACCAGUACGGAUGCUACGUGUUGGCGGACGCAGCGCAGACAGUAGGGAAAGUUAAGAUUGACGUUCAAGACAUGGACGUGGAUUUCCUGGCAGGGUCAGGACAUAAAAUGUACGGACCCACGGGAAUAGGAUUUCUGUACUUUAAAAAGCAUCUCCUCGAGGACCUGGAGCCGCAAAAAACGGGAGGAGGAAUAGUUAAGGAAGUCACCUUUGAAGGUUGCGAAUACCUGGAUGCACCAUACAGGUUUGAAGCAGGGACGCCGCCAAUAGCACAGGCGAUAGGGCUGGGAGCGGCCGUUGACUUCAUAAACAGCGUCGGCAUCGACAAGAUACAGGGCCACAGUAAGAAGCUGCUGCUGUACCUGUAUGAGAAGGUGAAGGACAUGGUGACCCUGUACAACUUUGACCCGAAGCUGGAGAGGCUGCCGAUACUGGCAUUUAACGUCGAGGGCGUGGACCCGUUCGACCUGUGUUCUUUGCUGGCGACGAAGAACAUAAUUACACGUGCAGGGAAACACUGCGCAAAUAUUUUACAUAAGACCUAUUACUGUACUAACACGAUUAGGGUCUCACUUGCAAUGUAUAAUAACAGUAGGGAAAUUGACAUAUUCGUGGACGCACUCAAGGACGCAAUAAAAACACUAAAACCGUUAAAUGGAGCCAUUUAG